Aegilops tauschii subsp. strangulata is the source of this 1050-nucleotide messenger RNA. RefSeq lists its product as uncharacterized. The record is from RefSeq and is a predicted model, not a curated record. Gene Ontology annotation, cellular component: nucleus. Gene Ontology annotation, biological process: positive regulation of DNA-templated transcription. Gene Ontology annotation, molecular function: DNA-binding transcription factor activity. Lineage: Eukaryota; Viridiplantae; Streptophyta; Magnoliopsida; Poales; Poaceae.
CAUCUAUCCAUCGACCAAAGCUAUGCUAUUGCUAUUGCUAGCGGUUGUGCUCUGCUCGCGUGCCUAGCUACAUUUGACUUGCUUCCAUCUCACAUCCACCCAACUCAAGGAGGAUCUACUAUUCCAUACUACCAGACUAGGUAGCAGCAGCAGCAGCAGCAGCAGUAGGAUAGUCCAUGGAUGAGCUGUGGAAGGACAUGUCGCUGUGCUCCACCCCGGUGGCGCUACAGUCGUACCACCUCCACUCGCCGGCCGCCCAUCCCUACCGCGGCGCCGUGUACCUGCAGGACUACCUCGCCGGCGCCAACUCGGUGCCGCAGCCGCCGCGCACGCCGCCGCCGCCGCCUCCUCACACGGCGCUCAGCCUCGAGUUCACCAACCUCGGGGGCGCCAACUCGGCCGCCAGCUCCGGCGACGACCCUGUCCACUUUGGAUUCUCUCUCUCCGGAGGCAACAACAGUAGGAGGAGACCAGCCGUCCUGCAGCCGGCGGCGGUGGGUGGCGACCGGCGGCAGCGUCGGAUGAUCAAGAACCGGGAGUCGGCGGCGCGGUCGCGGGCGCGGAAGCAGGCCUACACCAACGAGCUGGAGCUGGAGCUGGAGCAGCUGCGUAGGGAGAACCAGAUGCUCAUCCAGCGCGAGAAGGACUUCAUCAACGAUCGUCAGGCGAAGGCGGCGCAGUUAGCCGUCCCCGACCGCCGGAGCGGUAGGAACACUGCUAGUAGCCUCCAGCAGAAGCAGCAGCAGCAACAGAGGUGCCGCUCGGCCCCUCCACCAUGAUUGGCGCGGCGGCCGUGGACUGUAGCAGCAGCAGCUCCAUUCCACUUACAAUGGAUGGAUUCUCCAAGCUAGUUAGCUACUCUACUAGAUGACUUGACUAGCAUUGGGGCUCUCAUUAUUCACUACGUAUGUACUGUGUAAGAUUUCUUGCUUAAGCAAGUAGUUAACUACCGUAGCACUUGCUUAGAGUAAUAUGAUGAGUCCCUCUCCGUAAUAAUAUUAAGGGGGGAGAUGAAUGAAUCAAUUGAGCUACGUGCGCAAAUUUACGGCA